ACCCUGCCCAUCGUACCAUUAGGGUUUCAGAAGUCUCGCAAACUAUAAAACUGAUCAUUCGGCCAAGGCAUUGAGCUAGGUUUUCUUGUUUGUGAGAAAAGAGCGAGCGAAAUAGAGAUGGGGCAUUCUAAUGUAUGGAACUCUCAUCCCAAAACUUACGGGCCUGGCUCUCGGACAUGCCGUGUUUGUGGCAACUCCCAUGGUUUGAUUCGGAAGUAUGGACUUAUGUGUUGCAGGCAAUGUUUCCGUAACAAUGCUAAAGAAAUUGGCUUUAUCAAGUACCGGUAAUUGUUAUGGAUUGAAAGUAUGAAAGCUGGUCUUCUAAGAAGAGCUAUGUAGGCCUGUAACCUGUUGAUGGCAUUUCAUUUUCUACUAUGGCAAUUCUGAAUUAUGUUCACAUUAGACUGAACCUAGUAAUGUGGUAUUUAUUUUAAAACUUAAUUUUAUUACUGAAUGUGUCUGCUUCAUGACUUUAUAGUUGUGGAAUGUCUCAAAUUGCUUUCUUUA
Messenger RNA from Dendrobium catenatum, 507 nucleotides. Its product is annotated as 40S ribosomal protein S29. NCBI's taxonomy places the organism in Eukaryota, Viridiplantae, Streptophyta, Magnoliopsida, Asparagales, Orchidaceae. Gene Ontology annotation, biological process: translation. The record is from RefSeq and is a predicted model, not a curated record. The transcript has 3 exons. Gene Ontology annotation, molecular function: zinc ion binding; structural constituent of ribosome. Gene Ontology annotation, cellular component: ribosome; cytosolic small ribosomal subunit. The coding region runs from base 118 to 288 and encodes 56 amino acids.